Molecule: messenger RNA, 4116 nt
Organism: Lodderomyces beijingensis
Lineage: Eukaryota; Fungi; Ascomycota; Pichiomycetes; Serinales; Debaryomycetaceae
Source: the annotation of a GenBank genome assembly
AUGGAUAUUGCAACGUCGGAUUUAGAGAGAUCGCCCGCGCCAGACCCACUGUCGAGCUCAAUUGCGAGGUCGUCCACCGAUUUGCUACUGAGCAAGAACCCAUUUCGAAGUGCCUCCUCACCGCAAGUACCGCAGCAGCUGCGGGAAUCGCUGCAUGACCAUGGCCAUGGCCAUGGUCAUGACCGUGAAGACAUUUUUCAGUGUAAGCAGCCCGAGUCUGAAGGGUCUGAUCAGGUGCAGCAGAUGGAAAAUCGAACAAUGAUCCCGCGGGAUGAGCUUAUCAAGUACCCUUUCAAGACCUUGAACAGGAUCUUGAACGACCUAAGAUGGACCAUACCGGUGAGAGACAAUUUUGGGGUCAGCUUACUAAAUACUCGGCCCAUUGAAUACUCAGAGAAACUAGUGAGGGUGGUCAAUGCUAGCGCGUCGCUGUACCGGACAUUUAUCCUAAAUGGAGGAGUUGAGUUUUGCCCCUCGGUUGAGAAAUUCGAAUAUCCCGAGUCUAAGCUGACACUAUGCAUAAUUCGAGGAAUGGUGCUAAACCAGCAGGACGACGAGAUGCAUCAUUUCAGAGUCUUGAUUUUGGAAAACAAUACAAAUCCUUUCAUUGCCAAUGUGAUGGACAAACACCAGUACCAUGUUGUACCCGAGUCCCUACUCUCAGAGUCUGAUUUGUUUUUAUUGCGAAAACGACCCAAAAAAGAAACAGCAACAAAAGGAAAAGGUGAAGAUAAUAAUGAUCAAGAAGAACAAGGGGAGCUAGAGGAGGAAGAAGAAGAAGAGGAGGAGGAGGAGGAGAAAUCGAUAAUCGAUGACGCAUUUUUCAAAAGCUUAAACUCGUUGAGCAACCACAUAUUAAGAGUAACGGUGUUUAAGCCUGAAUUUUCCAAGAACGAGCUCGAGAGUUUGACUAACCCGACAAUAAUCAAAGAGAGGUACCUCAAGAGCCUAAAGAAUCAUCCCGACUUGGAUGCGGCGCUCGUUCCAAGUCCCUUUCAAUGCGCGAGUACAUUAAUCAAAGUCUUGAAAGGCCCCAUAUUACUCGGAGACCAGCCGGUGCGGGUUAUAAGUCUAGAUGCAACGGCGUUGGAAACGCAAAUAGAAGUUGAUUUUUUAAUUGAAAAACUUCGAUUCACUUUAAAUAAAGAGAAGCGUGAAGUGAUUCCUCCCAAAUUGCAAGAGUCGCCGCAGGCAUUGACAGAGUCGUAUAUCCGGAAAAUGACCGAACUCAUCUACCUCGCAAGCAAGUUGAAGCUGGUGAAGAACCCAUACCUCAGUCAAUACUCGUUUUCAGAUAAUAUGGUGCAAGUUUUCCAAAAUAUUGCUGAAUAUGACAAAAACUCAAGCAUCAUCAAUUUCAACAGCAACUACGCCAAUCGGUAUAGGUUCUUUAUCGACUUGAGUGUAGCAGCGCAUUUCUCGGACGAGUUGAUUAUCAAAUGCUUUGAACACACUGUGGAGUCAGACCCAGACAAUAAGAUGAUUUACGUGGAUGCGUUGAAGGAAAUUAGAAACUUUCAAUCCAACACCAACCGUGGCCCCAAAUUGAAUUCCUAUUUGAACAAGUUAUCGCAGCAGGGCCAAUUGGUUGGACUAAAUGAUUUCUUAGAGGCGUUGAAGAUCUUGGGUCUCCAAGUUGACGCUGUGGAAGAUGCAAAGAAAUUCGACGACGACAUUAUAAUUGCCAUGUAUCGAGACCAAUUGAAGAAUGACCGCAGAAAUUACCAAUACUUUAACAACCAAUUGAGAAUAAUCUCGGUGGCCAAGGAGUCUGACACUAUUAGGAAUUUUUUGGCAAAUGAAAUUUUACCCGUUGAUAUGGCUCUCGCGGAGCUAGAGGUCGAGGAGAUCACCGAGGACGAGGUGGUGAUCACUGCGUUUGAGUUUAAAGCCGACGACUUGCUACAGCUGAACGGCUUUAAUGCGAUGGCGAGUGAGGUUGUUCUUUUGAAUAGGGCCAUUACUUCGUUAGCAAUCAACAGACGAAGCUAUGCAUUGUUGCACUAUCUCGAGACCAAGUUCCCCGAGUAUGUCAAGACAGCAGAGACUGAAAAGAUGAACAUACGCGAAGCUUACAACUUGCUUGACGUCAGGGCGAAAACCUCAGAAUUUGAGAUUAUUUCGAAUUUCCAAAACCGGCUACUGGAAAGCAAGAUCGAUGUGCGUUUGUUGCGUUGUGCGUUGAGAUUUAUCACCGCUUUCAAACAUUCUGAGAUUUUGGAAAAGUUUUUGGAGUCGGGGAAAAUUGAUUCCUCAUUGUUGCCAGCUGAGAACUGGCCCGCGGGCUUGGAUAACAUUGGCAACACAUGCUACUUGAACUCGUUGCUCCAGUAUUACUUUUGCAUUAAACCCUUGCGCGACUUGGUUUUAAACUUCAACGAGACAGAUUUUGAUCUUGGAGAGUUUGCAGAUGCCAGGAAGAUUGGCGGUCGAAAAGUUGAGCAAUCGGAGAUUCAGCGGUCGAAUCAGUUUAUCUACCAUUUAAGAAAACUAUUCAAUGAGAUGAUCCAUACAGACAAGAGAUGUGUCCAGCCUAGCAAGGAGCUUGCUUACUUGUCGUUCUUGCCAUUGUCUCAACCAGUGACUUUUAGGGACGCCAAGAUCGAACCGUCUGGUGAAACACCAGCCGAUGAAGCUGGGAACAAUGCUGGAGAUGUGAAUAUGGAGGAUGCCAACGCUGAUGAUGCCAACACUAAUGAUGAUGAUGAUGAUGAUGAUGAUGAUGAUGUUAACGCUGAUAACGAUGAUGACAAUAAUGAUGAUGAUUAUGGUCUAGAUGCUUCCCAUGAGCUGGGUGUGACCGAAUUUGCUGAGGACCCAUUUAAAGACAAGGAAACCUUGAUCGACCUUGAUGGAGAAGCCGAGGAGUUGAAGGCAAACAGUGGGCAGCUGCCAGUUGUUAUUCAAUCACGACCAGCAGAGGCUUCGCCAGACAACUUUGAGGAGCAGCUUAUUGAGGAAGUUGAGACUCCAGACUCGAUGGAAGCUGCAAAUACAUCACCUAAACCUGAAUUGGUAGUUGCCGAUCCCGAUAACCCACUGAUUCUUCCUAUUUCGGUUGAAGAGAUGGAAAGCACAAUUGAACUAGGCCGGCAACAGGAUGUCACUGAAUGCAUUGAAAAUGUGAUUUUCCAAAUUGAAUUUGCGUUGCCUCCAACGUUGUUAGACGAAGAUGGCGAACAGUACGAUUUGAUAAAAGAAUUGUUUUACGGCAAGACCAAGCAGACUAUCCUGCCGUUGGAAGCGACUUCCAAUGGGGCCAAGGAAAGGGUGUUGACGGAGCGAUUCAAUAGUUUGAUCAUCAACGUGAGCGAUCAUCCAAAGAGCAUCUAUGACUCGUUGGACAACUAUUUCAACGAGGACAUUGUAAAAUUGGACGAAGGGUUGGUCAAAAAGUCAAUCACGAUUACCGAAUUGCCGCAAAUCAUGCAAUUCCAUGUGCAAAGAGUCAUGUUUGACAGAGAGAAAUUGAUGGCUUACAAGAGUGUCGAACCAAUACCGUUUAGUGAUAAGAUAUAUCUCGAUAGAUACCUCGACACCGACGAUGAAGUCAUUUUGCAAAAGAGGAGCGACGUGUUUCAAUGGAAAAAAGAGAUAAAUGCACUCCUCGCCGAGAAGGAUGAGAUCCAAAGACCGGGCGAAGAGACAAACAUGUCAAUAAUCGAGAGUCUUUCCACUACCAAAAGCUUUCUUGAAAAAUGCGUUAUAAACGACGAUAGGCUCUGCAUUGAGCUCACGACGAUUCAAGUGCUAUCUGACCAAAUCAACAAACUCAAGGACCGGCUCGAGGAAAUCGACACUAGGGUCAAUAUUUUGCAAUCAAACAUCGUGGAGCAAUUUCAAGAUUACAAAAAAAUCGGUUAUUCCAUCUUUGCAAUCUUCAUUCAUCGAGGCGAGGCGAGCUAUGGCCAUUACUGGAUAUAUAUAAAAGAUCCCCAUCAACGUGGCGUUUUCCGUAAAUACAACGAUGAGAUUGUGAGUGAAGUUGCUGAUUCUGAAGUGUUUAAUUUCCUCGAGGGAAACACUGCUACCCCCUAUUAUAUCGUUUACGUCAAGGAUGAGUUGGAGCUGGAGUACAUCAAUCCGUUGAACCGAUCAAUAAAAAGUUGCAGCUAG